AUGAACCUGGCUGCGGCGGCCCAGCGGGGCCUGGGACGGCCGAUGGCGGCCCGCAGCACAUCAGCAGCAGCAGCAGCCUCGCCACAGCAACCCGCCCGGGUGCUGGUGUCGGCGUGCAGGCCUGCCAGCGCGGUGCAGGCGCCUAGGCUUGCCUCCGUCAGCCACAUCACAGGCAGCAGCAGCCUGCUGGCCGGCGGCAGCGGGCAGCGGCAGCAGCGGCGCGGCACGCGGCGGCAGCAGCUAGGCGUGGCGGCGCGAGCGCGCGACCCCGACGCCCUCGAGGACUCUGAGGACCCCGAGGCAGCCAACAAGGACCCGCCCUCCCUCUUCUGGCGCUGCUUCUCGGCCAUGUGCUACCUGGUGCCCUGGAUUGACAGCAUCUCCCUGGGAGGAGCCAUGUAUGGCAAGUUCCGCAACCUCCUCUACAUCUACUUCGCCCCCGGCCCGCUGGCGCUCAUCUACUUUGGCUCCCAGUUUGCGCCGCUCAUCAUCUUCUUUGUUAUGUUCCUGUCAAUCGUCAAGAACAACAAGCUGCACCACUUUGCCAUCAUGCUGGACAUCGUGGUCAUGCUGUUUCACAUCCUCCGCGCCUACCUGCCCUCGGAGCUCAAGUGGUCCGUCAUCGGCCAGUACUUUGACAUGUUUGGCUGGACCUGCUGCAUGGGCACCGUGCUGUACGCCGUCUUCUGGACCGUGCGGGGAUACUACUGUGACAUACCCUUUGUCUCGGAGUCGGUCUACCACCAGGUGCAACUGUCGGAGUAUGCAUGA
Chlorella variabilis is the source of this 771-nucleotide messenger RNA. RefSeq lists its product as hypothetical. Bases 1 to 771 code for a protein of 256 amino acids. Lineage: Eukaryota; Viridiplantae; Chlorophyta; Trebouxiophyceae; Chlorellales; Chlorellaceae. The record is from RefSeq and is a predicted model, not a curated record. The transcript is spliced from 5 exons.